AUGCCGUUUGGAAAUUUCUUGUCGAGGAUGCAUGAGUUGGUGUUAUCGAAUUCGGAUAAGAAACAUUUUGCUAUUGUGGAGUUGGAGAAGUUGUUAUCUUUGUGGGAGAAGAGGCUGAAGCACUUUUCAGAAAUGCCAAAUCCUGAAGAAAGUAGCAUGAGUUUGAUUGGAAACAUGUUGUUAGGCGAAGAAUUGGUGUAUGACAAGGAAUCGUUGAAAACAGCGCAUGAAUCGUUAGUAACACAAUUGACCGCCAAGCAAAUGAAUGUCUACGACUCUGUGAUGAAUGAUAUAGAUUUCAAUGGAGGUGGAUUAUUCUUUGUGUAUGAUUAUGAAGGAACAGGCAAGACGUUCGUGUGGAGAACGUUAUCGGCAAAGAUAAGGAAUCGCAGUAAUAUUGUUAUGAACGUUGCUUCGAGUGGAAAAACAUCUUUAUUCUUGCCGGGAGGUAGUACGACGCAUUCCAAAUUUGCUAUACUGUUCUCUUAG
Ipomoea nil (Japanese morning glory) is the source of this 489-nucleotide messenger RNA. RefSeq lists its product as uncharacterized. The transcript is spliced from 2 exons. Gene Ontology annotation, molecular function: DNA helicase activity. Gene Ontology annotation, biological process: DNA repair; telomere maintenance. Bases 1 to 489 code for a protein of 162 amino acids. Lineage: Eukaryota; Viridiplantae; Streptophyta; Magnoliopsida; Solanales; Convolvulaceae. The record is from RefSeq and is a predicted model, not a curated record.